GGGGUUGGUGCGCCGCCUGCCGGCAGGAGAAAGAUGUGCAAAGGCGGCCGGACGAGCCUCCGCCCUCCAGCCCGGCCCGGAUUGGCUAACUGCUAGGCGGAAGCGCCGCCCCAGGAAGGGCGGAAGUGAGCGGGGGCGCAGGAAGUGGCUGCAGUGAGGGCGGAAAGCCGGGUGGUGGGCUCCGAGGCGAGGCCGUGUCCAUGCCGGGCUGCGACUCCACCGCGCCGUGAUCAUGGAGCUCAGCUCUGACUACAUCCGGGAGAAGUUGAAGCAGCAUCUGGACGCAGAGCACGUGGAGGUGGAGGACACGACUGUCAACCGUUGCGCGACCAGCUUCCGAGUCCUGGUGGUGUCGGCCAAGUUCGAGGGAAAACCGCUGCUCCAGAGACACCGGCUGGUGAAUGAGUGCUUAGCCGAAGAGCUCCGCCACAUCCAUGCCUUUGAGCAGAAAACUCUGACCCCAGAACAGUGGACCCAGAACAGUGAACGUCGGAAAUGUGGGGCCCAGGCCUGAACAGCCAUUAAAUUGUAAAUCUGG
Molecule: messenger RNA, 538 nt
Organism: Psammomys obesus (fat sand rat)
Lineage: Eukaryota; Metazoa; Chordata; Mammalia; Rodentia; Muridae
Gene: Bola2b
Product: bolA family member 2B
Exons: 3
Coding region: 233-514 (93 amino acids)
Biological process (GO): intracellular iron ion homeostasis
Cellular component (GO): cytosol; nucleus
Molecular function (GO): 2 iron, 2 sulfur cluster binding
Source: RefSeq, a predicted model, not a curated record